Messenger RNA from Uloborus diversus, 1602 nucleotides. Its product is annotated as ubiquitin carboxyl-terminal hydrolase 22-like. The transcript has a single exon. NCBI's taxonomy places the organism in Eukaryota, Metazoa, Arthropoda, Arachnida, Araneae, Uloboridae. The coding region runs from base 67 to 1569 and encodes 500 amino acids. Gene Ontology annotation, biological process: protein deubiquitination. The record is from RefSeq and is a predicted model, not a curated record. Gene Ontology annotation, molecular function: cysteine-type deubiquitinase activity; zinc ion binding.
AAAGCUCCUAGCAAAAGAAGAGUUAACGCAUAUGAAUUUAAUUGCUCUCAUUAUUUUUUUGAAAUUAUGAAUAACCCUUCUUGUGUUCAUGUGGAUAAGCAUAAAAGUGAGAAAGGCACACAUGUUUACAAAUUAAUACACUCGCAUCUUGUAACUUGUGUGCCUGAAGGAUCACUCACGAAGAAGGCUAAUGAAUGCUAUUGUUACGAAUGUCAAACACUAAGAGGCAGAUUGCAUGCUUGUUUGGAUUGUGUUUAUUUUGGCUGUUAUAACGAUCGCCAUAUCCAUCAACAUGCUGAAACUGAAAAGCAUAAUUUAGCUGUUGAUAUAAAUGUUGGUAAGAUUCAUUGCUUCGUGUGUAAAGACUAUAUGUAUGAUCCUGAGCUGGAGGAAAUUUCUAGACAAGACAAAUUACUUGCUGCUCAAGUGCAUGGUAUUGAUUACUGGGACCCUUGGCUACCUAGUGCUGAAGAAAUUAAACUCUUGAAAGAUCAAGGCAAAUGGAGAAUAAUAGAUGGUACAAAGCUCGGUUUAAGAGGUCUAGUAAAUUUAGGAAAUACUUGCUUUAUGAGCAGCAUAAUACAAGUAUUAAUUCACACUCCAAUAUUUAGAGAUUAUUUUUUAUCAGACAGACAUGACUGCAAAUUCCAAGAUUCAUCCAUGUGUUUAGUUUGUGAAGUAUCCAAUUUGUUUCAAGCGUUUUAUUCAAGAGAUGUGUCACCUUAUGUUCCCUAUAAAUUUUUACACGUAUUUUGGAAAGAAUCCAACUUCUUUGCAAGUCAUGACCAGCAAGAUGCUCAUGAGUUUUUUAUGACAUUACUCGAUAUCAUGUGCAAGCAUUUCAGAGGAGCUUCACAAAAUGACAUUUUGCCUGCACAUGGUUAUUCUCAUGAAUGUGAAUGUAUUAUCCAUCAGAUAUUUACGGGUCUUUUGCAGUCUGAUGUUAUUUGUCCUGCAUGUCACUUUGUUUCCACAAAAACCGAACCGUUUUCCGACAUAUCCCUGGAUCUGAGAGAUAGCCCUCAUCCUGGUGCGGCAGGCUGCAGUUCUAGUUCGGCAGAUUUUAUGCACAGCUCGUUGGUGGAUUGUUUAGAAAGAUACACUCAUCAAGAGCAUCUUGAUUGCAAAAGGAUUUGUGAUAACUGCAAAAAUGAAGUGCAUUUAAUUAAGCAACUGACAAUGAAAAAACUACCCAUUAUAGCAAGCUUCCACUUGAAACGCGUGAAACCUUCUUGGAAAAAUUCUACUCAUGUGUCAUUCAAUGAAUGUCUUGACAUGACUCCAUUCAUGUGCUUUACUAGGGGGAGCUUGAAAUCUCAAUACGAGGAAACUCCAUUUAACUUGUUCACUAAAAGUGAUAAAAGCUUUGCACUAUUUGCUGUUGUGAAACACCUAGGAAACGAAGAAGGCGGCCAUUACGUUGCAUAUGUGAGGCAGCAUGGGAACGAAUGGUAUCUGUGUGAUGAUCAAAUAGUGCAAAGAGUUAGCCUUGAAGAUGUCCUUCAAAGUGAAGGCUACCUUUUGUUUUAUCAUAAAAGACUGAUAGAGUAUGAAAUGGACAGCACAUAAUCAUUGUUAACAUAUUGACAUUGUAUGAGAAAA